This is a messenger RNA of Centropristis striata (black sea bass), 2076 nucleotides long. It is a transcript of the gene tnfa, whose product is annotated as tumor necrosis factor a (TNF superfamily, member 2). Gene Ontology annotation, molecular function: tumor necrosis factor receptor binding. The record is from RefSeq and is a predicted model, not a curated record. The transcript is spliced from 5 exons. Gene Ontology annotation, cellular component: membrane. Gene Ontology annotation, biological process: immune response. NCBI's taxonomy places the organism in Eukaryota, Metazoa, Chordata, Actinopteri, Perciformes, Serranidae. Bases 239 to 970 code for a protein of 243 amino acids.
AAAGGACUCUAACGGACUACCGGAGUAUGUGGUGUGUAAGCUCCGCCACGGCAAUGGGUCUCUUCCUCAUCAAACCUCCACUCACUCACAAUGAGUGACAUCACUGGAGUUUCCCAGGAGGUUUUGUUAAAAAGAAGCCCUCGCUUCUGAGCGACAGCACAAAAAGACAGACAGCUCUCAAUAACUGACCUAAAAGUUCAGCUUGACUCUAAGUGAUAGAAGGAACUCAUUGAAAACAAUGGAAGGAGAACACAAGGUACAGAUGGACAACGUUGACACAGAAGCCAGGAAACAAACAUCGCUGCCCAAACCUAGCUCCAAGGUUACCACGGCGCUGCUGGUGUUCACACUCUGCCUUGCUGCUGCUGCUGCUGCUCUCCUUGUCUUCAACAGGCAAACUAAGGCACUACGACAAGAUGAAGACAAUUUCGAUCUUCGUCACACAUUGAGGCAAAUUUCAAAUGACGCUGAAGUGAGAGCGGCUAUUCACUUAGAAGGAGAAUACAACCGAACUAUGAAGACGUCAGUAGAAUGGAAACCGCACCAGGACCAGUACCACGCUCGAGGCGGCCUGAAACUUGAAAACAACGAAAUUGUGAUUCCUCGAAACGGCCUUUACUUUGUUUACAGCCAGGCGUCUUUCCGGGUGAACUGCAGCAGCAACGAUGUCGACCCCACCGCGCUGCCCCUGGUCCACCUGAGCCACACCGUCAAACGCUGGUCCAGCAUUUAUGGGGACAAUGACGCCAAGAAGUCCUACCACACCAUCCUGCACUCUGUCCGCACUGCAUGCCAGGUGAAAGCCAGCAGUGAUGCGGAUGAGGACGGGAGCUGGUUCUCUGCCGUGUACAUGGGAGCUGUGUUCGACCUGAAGGCAAAGGACAGGCUGAAGACGGUGAUGGAAGAAAAGAUGCUGCUGGGCCUGGAGGACGAGCCAGGGAAGACCUUCUUUGGGGUGUUUGCCUUGUGAGGACAGGUGACCGAGGGCCUGGAGGCUUCACUGUGAGGCCUCGAGCCGGGCUUCAUCUAAUCUGUUCAAUGUUGAAGGUCGACAAUGCACUAAACAGUCAAUGCAACUUUCUACAUGCACAGUUUACACCCAAACUGUUACUAAGCCAUUUAAAGUAAACCAAGCUAUGUUAACUGUAUCAAUGAAAGUAAUUUAUUAUCAUAGAUAUCUCUGUGGCUCUUUGAUGUUAUGUACUAUACUGUGCUAUUAGUGUCAGUACAUUUGAGUUCCUUUAAAAGUGUUAUUUAAAUCAAUUGUACUAUUAUUAUUAUUAUUAUUAUUUAUAUUAUUUGCUGCACUACCAUGCUCGAUCUGUUGCUUGUACAAGUGAAUGAUGACUACUGUGUAUUUAUUGUUUCACUACAGGCUUAAGAUGAUUUUAAAAGUAUUUAUUCAACAUGACAUUUUUAUAUUUAUACUAUUUAUGUAUUUAUUUAUGUAUUUAUUUAUUUAUUUACUCUGUGUGUUUUCAUUCGCAAAAUAUUUUGUACUGGAUUUUAAACAUAAUUUAUUUUAAUAUCAAUUGAAACAGAUAUUCAGUUUGAUAAGCUGUUUGUCAAUUUCACUGACAUUUUUCAAAAAAUGUCAUGGUGCCUGUGGUGCUUCAAAAGUGUUUGAAUAAAGUGUUAUUUUGAGAAAAAAAAGUAUGUCUGCAAGGCUUUUAUACUAUUAUAUUAGAACUAGAAUUUAAAAACAUCUAAAUUAAUAAAUGAAAGUUUUUAAACUUAAGAUUUUUUUAAAGAUGAUUUUGAAAGUAUUUAUUCAACAUGACAUUAUUAUAUUUAUACUAUUUAUGUAUUUAUUUACUCUGUGUGUGAUUUAAUUUGCAAAAUAUUUUGUACUGAAUUUUAAACAUAAUUUAUUUUAAUAUCAAUCGAAACUGAUAUUCAGUUUGAUAAGCUGUUUGUCAAUUUCACUGACAUUUAAAAAAAAAUGUCAUGGUGCCUGUGGUGCUUCAAAAGUGUUUGAAUAAAGUGUUAUUUUGAGAAAAAAAAGUAUGUCUGCAAGGCUUUUAUACUAUUAUAUUAGAACUAGAAUUUAAAAAAAUCGAAAUAAAUAAAUGAAAG